AUGCAAUUAAUAUAUCUCGUUCUUUUUCUUGCAUUGAUUCCAACGAUAACCACUCUCCAGUGUUAUCAAUGCAAUUCACUUGAAGAUGCUGCCUGCGCAGAUGCCGAGGGUGACAACUUGGCAAAAUUUGCACAAAACUGUCCUCAACCAUCGUCAGCCGAUUUAUAUUGCCGUAAAAUUGUUCAAAUAGUCAAUAAGGAAAAGAGUAUUGUUCGAUCAUGUGGUUUGAAAAAGGGAACGAAGGACUGUUAUAAAACAGCUGGAGUAAAUCAUGCAAGCGUUUGCUCAUGUCAAGGGGACCUUUGCAAUAGCGCACCAUCUUCCAAUCGACAACAACAAUGGAUGACGAUUGUUUCAUCCAUCAUGGUUGUAGCUGUUUCAAUGAUUUUCGUUCGUUAA
Messenger RNA from Adineta ricciae, 399 nucleotides. The record is from the annotation of a GenBank genome assembly. NCBI's taxonomy places the organism in Eukaryota, Metazoa, Rotifera, Eurotatoria, Adinetida, Adinetidae.